GAAGUUCAGGGGAUGCAUUGGGUCGAUCAGUCCAUUUGCUCUUACCUCGGCAUCGGAGGUGGAGACGGAGAUCACGAAUAUAGAUUCACAUAUCCGAAAGCCUAGUAGCUGCAAAACAACCUUCUCCUCUCGCUGCUAACUCAAUCGAUUCGGAGUGUUGGAUGACCAUAUCACUGCCGACCACUGGGGGAUUGAAUACUAUGCUCUGUUUUUUUUUUUUUUUUUUUUUUGGGGUGUUCAGAAGAUUGAGUUCCUCAUCGUGUCUUCCUCUGCUAGUUGAAGAUUUCAUCUUCAUGCCUCUUUUUCCAUCGUGGUUCGAGAUCUCAUCUUUGUGCUUCUUGUUGUCUUCUCUCGCAGCUACCUACUUCACAUUUUCUUCUGGUAAAGUGAUUCUCAUCGAUGGCUUGAAAAACUACCAUGAAAUCAAACUCCCCAACGUUACAGGCCCUGAAAGCUUAUCCUUUGACUGUAAUGGCGAGGGGCCAUAUGCUGGCGUAUCAGACGGCAGAAUUCUCAAAUGGGAAGGAACUCACAAAGGAUGGUUCGAAUUUGCCAUCACCUCACCACACAGGGACAGGAAACUAUGUGAUGGAUCAACAGAUCCAAACAAGGAACCUACUUGUGGAAGGCCACUGGGACUCAAAUUUGACCGAAAAACAUGCAAUCUUUACAUAGCAGAUGCAUACUUUGGCCUCUUAAUGGUUGAAACUAAUGGUGGUGUGGCCAAGCAACUGGCCAUUUCUGCAGAUGAAGUUGCUGUUCCCUUCAAAUUCUUGAAUGGCUUAGAUGUUGAUGAGCAAACAGGUGUGGUUUAUUUCUCAGAUAGCAGCACUGUUUAUCAAAGAAGGGAAGGGAGAAUGAUAUCCCUAAAAGGAGAUAAGACGGGAAGAUUGCUAAAAUAUGAUCCAAAUACUAAGAAAGUAGAGAUCUUGCUGCAAGGCUUGGAAUUUGCAAAUGGUGUGGCUUUGAACAAGGAUGGCUCAUUCCUUCUGGUAGCAGAAACAGAUUCAGGCAAGAUUUAUAAAUUUUGGCUCAAAGGCUCAAAGACUUACACUUCAGAACUGUAUGCAAAACUUGAAAGGCCACCAGAUAAUAUCAAAAGAAACAAGAAUGGAGAUUUCUGGGUGGCACUAUAUAGUAAUAGAACUACAUCAGUUCAAAAUGCAAAUGAAGCUCAGAAAUUAGGGAAAGAUCCAGUGGGAGUGAAGUUAGAUAUGAAGAGAAACAUUUUGGAGAUUUUGGAUGGAAGAGAAGGUCCAGAGCUUGAGUUUGUCAGUGAAGUGCAAGAACAUCAUGGGAGGCUAUGGAUUGGGUCUUCUGUCAAUUCCUAUGUAGCUGUAAUUAAAGUAUCAUUACUUUAAAUCAGCAAUAUUCUUAGUCAAAUGAUUGUACGGCGCUACUAAAUGAUGCAAAACUAUUAUUUUUUAUAUGAUUUUUUUUUUCAAGAAA
This is a messenger RNA of Neltuma alba, 1449 nucleotides long. RefSeq names its product protein STRICTOSIDINE SYNTHASE-LIKE 10-like. The record is from RefSeq and is a predicted model, not a curated record. The transcript has 4 exons. Gene Ontology annotation, molecular function: hydrolase activity. Bases 162 to 1361 code for a protein of 399 amino acids. Gene Ontology annotation, cellular component: endomembrane system. Lineage: Eukaryota; Viridiplantae; Streptophyta; Magnoliopsida; Fabales; Fabaceae.